UCUGGCAUUAGGGCGAGGUCUUACGUCAUUAAGAAGCGCCGUAAUGUCCUGCGGUGAGGCGGCUGUAGGCCCCGUCACGUGAUGGCAGUGGGCGGCUCUGUAAACUCGUGCCGUUAGCUGUGCCGGCGGGUUGUUAUGACGCAGCAGGGGUUGGUUGAGGGAAGAGGGGGCGCCUGACAACCACAAUGACCAUCUGCCACUUCUUCCUGCAGGGCCGCUGCCGCUUCGGCGAGAGGUGCUGGAACGAACAUCCCCGCGGCGGGGGCCGCUCGGGCCCGGCCGCGCCGCCCUCCCAGGGUACUGGCAGAGGAGGGUGGGGUGCCCAUAACCAGAGAUACACCAAUGUUGUCCAAUCUUCUAACUUUUCUAAACCCACUACAUGGGGUGGCAGCAGAGAUGAUGGAAAGGCAUUUUUUGGAUCCUCUAGUGACUAUGGCGCACCAGGCAGUGGCAAUAAAAGUUCAGGAUUUUCUCAAAACAGAUUCUCUGCAUUAAGCUCUGAGCAAAAUAUUGGCAGUAGCUACAAAGAUGAAGAGGAGAAGCUUCUUGAAGGCAUAAUAAAGGACAUGGAAAUGUGGGAAUCUUCAGGACAGUGGAUGUUUUCCUGUUACUCACCUAUGAAAGAAAAGCCUAACGUCUCAGGUUUUCCAGACUUCUCACCAGAAGAGUUGCAUCUUGAAUACUAUAACUGCAGAACAAACAAUAAUAUUCAGAACUAUAUAAAUUCAGUCCAGCAAUUAGUAAACCGAUGGAGAAAUAGAUUGCUUGAGCUGAAGACUCUAAAUACAUCUACCAAAGCAGCAUUGGUAUCUGAACUGAAAAAUGUGGUUAAUCAACCAUUGCCUGCCUUUGGAUUUGGUGGACAACAAACAUCAACCUUUGGAUCAUCAAGCUUUCCACUCAGCAGCAGCAAUAGGAGUGCCAGCAAUUCCUCCUUUAAAUCAAAUACUGAACUUGUCAGUGCAUCCUCUGCAAGCACCACUGCAUUUGGAAGCUCUUCUAUGGUUCCAGACCCUUCAGCUUUGGGUGUGACAUCUUCCUCAAGAUCAGCCCCUUCCAUUGCCUUUGGCAGUCAACCAGCUUCAUCUGCAGCCUCUUUUUCAUUUAAAAAGCCUGAAACUGUGGGUGGUUUUGGAGCCUCUGGAUUUUCAGGGUUUGGCAGUUCCUCUGCUCUAAACUUGUCAAGCACAACCUCACUUCCAGCCUUUGGAGCUGCUAAUGCAGCAGUUGCUGCCCCUGCCUCAGAAUCAGGUAACUCUUUAUUUGGACAGUCUGUUAGUGCCUUUGGAUAUAAUGUAGCACCAGCACCUCCUGCAGCCACAAGCAUUGUUACCUCAGAUAAGUUAUUCACACCAAAGACUGAUCUGUCACCUGAAGAGUUGAAGCAGUUUGAAGCAAAGAAGUUUACACUAGGAAAGAUUCCUAUAAAGCCACCACCAAUAGAGCUUUUAAAUGUUUGAAACUAUAACAUGUACAGUAAGCAAAUUCUGAAAUUAAACUUUCACAGAAUGUUUUUAAUUUUCUGUAAGUAGGCAACUUGACACUUUAACAAUUCAAAUAUAUAUUUUUGAGGUUUGGCACUAAACUGUAUAGCUUCUUGUGAGUUAAAUUUUAAUUUCCUUUCUAAGGCUGCUCCAGGAAGGUAGGAUCCCAAUUGUAAAUAUUCAAAUAUUCUUUGUUUGCUUUGGAAGAGUCUUUAAAACCAAGAAGUUUACAAUUGAAAAUAAAGUUUUUAUAGUGAAUUAACAAAAA
Messenger RNA from Chelonia mydas (Green sea turtle), 1752 nucleotides. RefSeq names its product nucleoporin 42 (gene NUP42). The record is from RefSeq and is a predicted model, not a curated record. Gene Ontology annotation, cellular component: nuclear envelope. Gene Ontology annotation, molecular function: metal ion binding; nuclear export signal receptor activity. The coding region runs from base 186 to 1460 and encodes 424 amino acids. Lineage: Eukaryota; Metazoa; Chordata; Testudines; Cheloniidae. The transcript is spliced from 7 exons.